AUGACGCGCGGUAACCAACGUGAUAACGAUCGGGCCAAGGCCCUGAAGAAGGCCGGCAACACCAAGAACAAGAACACCCAAUCUGGGAGCGAGUUUGCCAAGUCCAAGGAGGAUGCUGCAGCCAUUAUGCGCGAAAAGCAAAGAAAAGCGGACGAAAAGAAAGCUGCCGAGGCAGCAGGAGGGAAAAAGAAAUAA
Molecule: messenger RNA, 195 nt
Organism: Penicillium paradoxum
Lineage: Eukaryota; Fungi; Ascomycota; Eurotiomycetes; Eurotiales; Aspergillaceae
Product: 4F5 domain protein
Exons: 3
Coding region: 1-195 (64 amino acids)
Source: RefSeq, a predicted model, not a curated record